CUGAGGGAGGCCACCAAUCUGGUCCCCAAAAUGAGCACUCCAAAGCUUACGGCUGCACUGAAAGAAUCUUCAAUUUUGCAGCAGCGCAUCACUGACACACUGUCAUCAAGGUUUGGGCAGAUUGCUUUGUUUUUUCUAUUUAACAGAUUGCGUCAAGAGCAAUGCACCGGCACAGCUAUACCAGCCAAGAGUUUUGGUGUUCAAGGUGCUCAAUCAUUCGUUGGGGCCCCUUUGAUAUCCGAGGAACUUGUAUCUGAUAAUCCAUUCUUGUCAUCUGGUGAAGCGUUCCCCAGUCGCACCGUUACUUCGGCAGGCUAUGCUGCGAUUCCUUUUUUCCCCCAGCUUAAUCAGUUUGCUGUUAGUCAGCGGGCAGCAACGCUAGUGACAAUAACUAGUCCACACGGUGGCACUACAACUGGUGCCGUAGUAGGCACGUUAGGGCCACCACCGUCACAAGUCACUCCCAUCGCUCCUGUCUCCACUGCACAACCAGUCAUUUUGCCCCUGCAAACUACCCCUCAGUCCUCCGAUCCAGCUGCCUUACAGUCGUCACCGCCGCCGACGUCCUCAAAACCUGAUGGUUCGUGUGACCCCUGUCCUCCACUCAUAACUACAACCGCUGGUGCCGUGUCUGCUUCUUCCGCGUGUGGCCCCAAUGGGCACAUUAUUACUGCUAGUGGCCUCGAAUGCGUUGAUAUGAAGCCGGACCCAGUGGCAUGUUUGUCCCGAGUGAGCGCUGAUGAACCUCCCGCUAUCUUUGCCACCCACUCCACCACUAGCAACGUAUCUGGAGAGUUUGGUGCUUCUACCAACACUCAACUCAAUUUCCUCUCUGCCACAGCUUCUGCAGCUCCCGUUGAGUCCCUGCCUUCCUCACCACCCGUCUCUACCACGACCUCCUCUGACAGCGUCGUUGUCCCUAUCACCGCUGCAUCUGUAGCUGCCACCGCUCCCUCGACGACAGCAGUAGUAGCGACGACACCUGCAACUGUAGUAGUAAUGAAGACGACUUCUGGAAAUGAAGGUGAUAGUGGUGGUGGUGGUGGUGGUGGGCCUACUGGUGGUGGCCCCUAUCAGUGCAUGCAUUGUGGCAAAGAAUUUAGGGUUCUGCGCUACUUGGAGAAGCACAAGCGGAUUCAUACGGGAGAAAAGCCUUAUCAGUGCUGUUUUUGCGGCCGCCUCUUCAAUGACUGGCCCAAUAUGAAUCGUCAUAAACGCAUCCAUACUGGUGAGCGUCCGUACAGAUGCUCGGUGUGCACAAAGACCUUUUCCCAGCCUGCCGUCUACAACGAGCAUGUGAAGCGUCACACGGGGGAGCGACCUUAUGUGUGCACGGUAUGCUCUAAGGGCUUCCCUCGUGCUGCCCGUCUAGUCGUCCAUAUGCGCGUACACACCGGUGAGAAGCCCUACCGCUGCCACGUGUGCGAUCGUCGAUUCAGCCAGCCUCACCAUCUCUCUACUCAUAUUCGCAUUCAUUCUGAGGAUCGCCCCUUCCGCUUUUCGCUUCGCGACGGCACAGCGAGUGGUUCAGCAAACUCGCGACGCCAUCGAAGGCAGGCAAAUCACCCGACCGAUCCCAUUGUCCCCGCAGCAGCAGCUGCUACUCCCUCUCAGGGAACCCGAGUCAAGCAUCUUAGUGAUCCCAGUGCCACUGAAGCAUCGCCUACUGGCGGUCAAAGGAAGAUUCUCGCCGCAGAUGCAGGUGGAAGUGCUGGAAACGAUGACAGUAGCGGUGUCUGCUCCGGUGAAUCAGCGGUCCAUCCCGAAUCAAGCGAGUCUCUCCUCUCCCAAGACGGUGAACUUCAGGCAUCUACGGGUUCAUCGUUGGAGGCGUCUCGCGACGCUGGUGGAGGGGAAGGAGUAAGCCUACCCACCUCAACACCUCUUUCGGCGUCUGCUGUCACUGUGGGAUCGCCGGGUACUGCAGAGGCCACCAGGGCGACUCCUACUCCAAAUCCUGCUGUUGCUGUAACUGCUGCAGGUCUUAAUGUCUCCGAAGAUUUCUGCUCUCAACCUCCGCCGUCCAUUUUUGAUGCGAAUGGAACCAUCUACAUCAGCACGGUGGACGGAACAGCUGCAAUUUCGGGCGGCGGGACUACAGCUCUUGUACCAGCAACCACGACAAUUACUUCCACUCUGCCGCAGAUCCAGAUUCACCCGCAGGCACAGUCGGCAACUGCAGCUUUCGCCACAACGGCUGCUGCCUUUUCUGGCGACCCUCAUCAACUGCAACCUCAAGCCCCCAUCCAAAUCUGCUACUCUACCUCCCCAGCCGCCACCGCCAGCCCUAAUACUGCCGACCCUACGACAAUCAUUCUGCCCUCUUCCUCCAAACCUCAGAUGUUUGGUCCAAUGCUGGUGCCAAUUGGCACUGCGUCAGCUCCCACACCUCUCUCCCCACCUCCGUCACUUACUCCCGCUUUCCCGUACGCCACCACUGCCGCCGCCGCUGUCAACCCCCCAGCUGCAUUCCAGACGACGCACACGCUGCCUUCACAGGCAGGGGUAACCAAAGCCGAGGCUGUGACCUCGACAAACGCUUCAUUGGAGGCCUCCACCAUUACCGCUGAUGUGUAG
Molecule: messenger RNA, 2577 nt
Organism: Hydatigera taeniaeformis
Lineage: Eukaryota; Metazoa; Platyhelminthes; Cestoda; Cyclophyllidea; Taeniidae
Source: the annotation of a GenBank genome assembly